Linderina pennispora is the source of this 2015-nucleotide messenger RNA. RefSeq lists its product as uncharacterized. Bases 229 to 1803 code for a protein of 524 amino acids. The record is from RefSeq and is a predicted model, not a curated record. Gene Ontology annotation, biological process: fungal-type cell wall (1->3)-beta-D-glucan biosynthetic process. The transcript has a single exon. Gene Ontology annotation, molecular function: 1,3-beta-glucanosyltransferase activity. Gene Ontology annotation, cellular component: fungal-type cell wall; cytoplasm. NCBI's taxonomy places the organism in Eukaryota, Fungi, Kickxellomycota, Kickxellomycetes, Kickxellales, Kickxellaceae.
CAAAAGCUGGGCCGCGUCUGGAUUGUUCUCUUCUCUUCCUUCUUGACAUAAAACGACAACAGCUCUUACUCACGACUGCACAUCCCCCUCCCUGCCUCUUUUCCUCCCGCUUUCUAAUCCCCUUUAACCAUCGACCUUUUUCUAUCAGGAAAGCGCCGACCUUCCAUCAAACCCCAGCUUUUUUGUGCUCUUUCCCGUUCCUCUCUUCCGCGAAUCCACAAAGCAACGAUGCGGUUCUCUGUGCCGUCUGUCGCGGUCCUCGGCAGCACCCUGCUCGCCUGCAGCGCACUGGCAAUCAACCCGCUGGUCAUCAAGGGAGCCAAGUGGUUCGACAGCAAAACCGGCGAGCAGUUCUUUGCCAAGGGCGUCGACUACCAGCCCGACAUUAUCGAGACAUCGCAGACCCGCGACCCGCUUGCAAGCAAAGACGCGUGUGACCGCGACCUGCCGUUCCUGAAGGACCUGGGUGUCAACGCCAUCCGCGUCUACCAGACCGAGCCGUACAACAACCACGACUACUGCAUGAAGGCGCUGGCCGACGCCGGCAUCUACGUGAUGCUCGACCUGAGCACGCCCACCAAGACCAUCAACCGCGACUCGCCCGCCUACGACGCAGACUUGCUCGGCUACUACUAUCAGAAGGUCGAUGCAUUUGGCGGCUACGACAAUGUGAUGGGAUUCCUGGCCGGCAACGAGGUGGCCAAUGCCCCCAACAACACCGACUCGGCGGCCUACGUCAAGGCGGCACUGCGCGACGUCAGAGCGUAUAUUAAGAAGAAGGGGCUCUCGAUCCCCGUCGGAUACGCAACCAACGACGAUGCGGAUAUCCGCUGGCAGCAGCAGACCUACUUUGACUGCAACAGCAAGGACGAGCAGGCCGAGUUCUACGGUCUGAACAUCUACUCGUGGUGCGGCGAGGACAGCAGCUACACCAUCUCGGGCUACGACAUCGUCGUCAAAAACUUCACCAACUGGGACGUGCCUGUGAUGCUGACCGAGUACGGUUGCAACACCAUCCGCCCACGCACCUUCCCGGAGAUUGCUGCGAUUUACGGCUCCAACAUGACUGGGGUGUUCUCGGGCGGCUUUGUCUACGAGUAUGUCGAGGAGGACAACAAGUACGGCCUCGUCACCGUCAGCGGCACCAAGGGCACAAAGACCCAGGACUAUGACAACUUCAAAAAGGCCCUCAAGGCAACCAGCCCCAAGGGUGUCACCAUGAGCAGCUACUCAAGCAGCGCCAAGUUGCAGAGCUGCCCGUCAGUCGGCAUGAGCAACAGCUGGAUGGCGAGCUCGACCCUGCCGCCCACCCCCAACAACGCGACCUGCGCAUGCAUGAUGAAGACGCUGUCGUGCGUGUCCAAGGACACUUCGGCACCCACCGACUUGGACAAACUAACCACCUGGAGUUCCACUGUCGGCGAUAUCUUCAGCUACGUGUGUGCCUCAAUUGACUGCUCGGCCAUCAACGGCAACGGCACCACUGGCAAGUACGGUAACUAUGCUGGCUGCGACACCAUCCAGCGCGUGUCAUGGGCGCUCAACGCGUACUACCAGUCAGAUAACAAGAAGUCGACCUCGUGCAAUUUCGAUGGCUUUGCAAAGGUUGUCACCCCGUCGUCGUCGAGCGACUCAAAGUGUGCCAACUCGACUGAUGACUCGUCGUCUGGCUCAUCAUCAAGCGGAAACAGCAGCAGUGGCAGCAAGAGCAACAGCAAGAGUUCGGAUGCAGUCAACAACUUUUCGUCAUUCACUGCUCUGACAACAGUCGCCAUCGUUGCGGUAGCUGCCAUUUCCUUCUAGCUGACUCGUUUCUGAAAUUUAGCACUCAAUAUUUCUCUCUUUUCCCUGUUUACACACCAGCCAUAUUGCCAUUAGGUUAAACCCGUAUGCUAUUUAGGCGAGGAAUACUGGAACAAGAAUAACAAAUGUAAGAGCAACGCGAUCUACCAUGCAGGCAAGAUGCUUGCAAGAUGUAAAUGUAGACAAAUUUCGCAACAUUAUUUAGACGAGCC